Populus nigra (black poplar) is the source of this 2060-nucleotide messenger RNA. Its product is annotated as protein MOS2-like. Gene Ontology annotation, cellular component: spliceosomal complex. The transcript has 2 exons. Gene Ontology annotation, molecular function: nucleic acid binding. Lineage: Eukaryota; Viridiplantae; Streptophyta; Magnoliopsida; Malpighiales; Salicaceae. The record is from RefSeq and is a predicted model, not a curated record. Bases 259 to 1626 code for a protein of 455 amino acids. Gene Ontology annotation, biological process: mRNA splicing, via spliceosome.
AUCUAACGAGCAGGUCAUGAGUCAUCACAAUGAUUUAUUUAGCUUCACUGAAUUUAAAUAACAUUGCUGAGAAGUUAUCCACGACCACGAUAGCGCCGCCCGGGCAACUUCCUAGUAUUAGCUAAAGAACCCAGCCCAGGUGCUGUUAAAGAAUUUUAAGAAUUUUCAAUCAAAUCCUUCCUUCCUCCUCGUUAUUAUGAAUCAUGAGCAACAGCAGCAUAUCGAAACACAGACGGCCUCGGACAGACAAUAAAUAACAUGAAGCUCUCCUUCUCAAUUCCAUCAAAUUCGAGUUCGAAGGCAAAAAAACCAGUCUCAGACAAAGACGAAGGCCAAUCAGACGAUAACAACGCCAAACAAUAUGUCACCGAAUUCGAUCCCACAAACACCCUACAAAGCACUCGAACCCCAAUUAUCCAACCUAUACAAAACGAAUACCAACCCCACAAAAAAUUGAAAAACAUCGAUCUCCUUCUCCACCCUGACCCCUCCACCGACCUCCGUUUCGAACUCCAAACCCUCUCCCCCGACCCCCCCGAUCCCAUGUCUUUCGGCCUCAAUCUCCGUCAGCCCACCGCCACCGCCACUUCUCUGACCAAAGAAGCUAGAGUUGAGGAUGUGAUGUUGGAGAAAUUGAGGUAUGAUUUGAAGAGGUUGCCAGAGGAUCGAGGGUUUGAGGAGUUUGAAGAAAUGCCAGUUGAGGAUUUUGCCAAAGCGUUGCUUAAGGGCUAUGGUUGGCAUGAAGGGAGAGGUGUUGGAAAGAAUGCUAAAGAAGAUGUUAAAAUCAAGCAGUACACUAAAAGAACUGAUAAAGAAGGUUUGGGCUUUUUUUCUGCUUCACUUGAUUCAAAAAAUAGUAAUAAAAAUGGUAGCAUUGGUAAUGGUAGUGGUAGUGUUAAAGAGAAAGAAUCAGAGAAGAAUAAAGAUGAGUUUUCUGUGGGUAAAGAAGUUAGAGUGAUUUUUGGUAAAAAGGAAAAUUUGGGUUUGAAAGGUACGAUUGUAGAGAGGCUGGGUUCGGAUUCGAUUAUUUUGAGGGUAGAAAAGAGUGGGGAGAGUGUGAAAGUUCGGGUUUCUGAUGUUGCAGAAUUGGGGUCGGGAGAAGAGGAGAGGUGUUUGAAGGAAUUGAAGGAUUUAAAGAUCAAAGAAGAGAAGAAAUCGGGUGAUGGGGAUAGGGAACACCGGCCUGUUAAUAAGAGGAGCGUGGAGAGUAGAGAAAGUUUGAUACUUGAGAAUGGUGGCAUUGUUAAAGAGAGAGGAGUUCAGUGGCUUAGGAGUCAUAUUCGGGUUAGGAUAAUUAGUAAGGUCUUGAAAGGGGGUAAAUUGUAUUUGAAGAAAGGAGAGGUGGUGGAUGUGGUUGGGCCUUACAAGUGUGAUGUAAGUAUGGAUGAAAGUAGGGAGUUGGUGCAAAGUGUAGAUCAGGAUCUUCUUGAGAAUGCAUUGCCACGUCGGGGGGAUCCAGUCCUUGUUCUUUAUGGGAAGCAUAAGGGAGCUUAUGGGAAUUUGGUUCAAAGGGACUUGGACAGAGAGGUUGGGGUUGUGCAGGAUUAUGGUAGCCAUGAGUUGCUUAAUGUCAAACUCGAGCAAAUUGCAGAAUAUGUUGGAGAUCCCAGCUACAUUGGCUAUUGAUUCUCUUGGAUGAGUGCUGAUGCAUAACACAGAAGGAGCAUGUUCAGAUUUUUCCGAUAUUUGAUUGUGGAGUCCCAAAGUUUGCCCAUUCCUGUACACAACUAUUGCCUUCCUGUAAUUGCUCUUUUGGUUUGAUGUAGUUACAUGACAUUCUGCAACAGGAUUAAGAUCAGUCAGAUGGAGAGACCUUCCUCGGUUUAAAGAUCUGAAGCAACAUGUCAUUAGCCAUUUUCAAUGGAAAAAACGAAAUUAGAAAAGCUAGAUUGCCAGUUUAAUUGCUAUAAUUGCCUAAUUGGUUAUCUGAAUGCAGAUUGCAUUUGGAAUGGUAAUGGCGACUGGAAUGUAAACUGAUAUUGGCUCUAUGGCUUGUGUGUAGAAUAAAAACAAUUGUAACACUGGUUGGUAUAACAAUGCAGUAAAAGAGAUCACAGUAA